Messenger RNA from Knipowitschia caucasica, 330 nucleotides. Lineage: Eukaryota; Metazoa; Chordata; Actinopteri; Gobiiformes; Gobiidae. The record is from the annotation of a GenBank genome assembly.
AUGAUACGAGCAGGGGCAGACAUGGAAGUCUGCCUGGGCUGUGAGUAUGGGCAUGUGGUGGAGUGGUGCUCGUGGAAGGCCUACGGCCCAAGGGUCACGGAUGCGUGGGUUUGGGCUGGCCUCUGGUGUGUGUUUGGUGCAGGUGGCCCACCUGCACCAACGACGGCAGUAGCGGCAGGUGCAAUAGUCGGCGGCCCAUCCGGUAAAGACGCGGCGGAGGCAUGCAGCGGUGGCCAGGGAGAGAUGCGGCGGUGGCGUGUGGAGGGAACCCCCUCCCCAGCGAUGAAAAGGCACUGGUGUUCCCGAACUAGCAGGGACUGCUAUUGUUAA